AGCGAAAAUGUGAAAAAGGUUCCAUGCUUUCCUGUUUAAAAAAUAGAACUGCGUUGGAAUCAUUGAAAGGGCAGCUUGUACUGUGUGACACUAAAACUGACGGGGGUGGUUGGAUCAUCAUCCAGCGUCGUAUCAAAGGUGAUGUGGAAUUUGCAAAUAAAACCUGGGCACAGUAUCGAGAUGGAUUUGGCUCGUUUGAUGGAGACUUGUGGAUUGGAAAUGCUGUGAUUAGAAAACUGACUGUUGCGGGUUAUACUGAUAUGAGAGUUGACAUGAAAUGGAAAGGACACACCUAUUAUGCUACGUACAAAAACUACAAGGUGGAAGACGAAGCAAACUUCUAUCGGUUGACCUACAACGGCUUCAGAGGCAGCACACGUUUGGAUGAUAUGAUGGGUAGCAUAGGAAUGCCAUUCUCAACCGUCGACGUCCGUUCUAUCCGAUGUACACUCUGGUAUGGACGAACCGGUUGGUGGUGGCGCACCUUAGACAGGUGGUGCGGUUCUGUCAACUUGAAUGGAAUUUGGGCAGAAACAGCUUACGGCCAAGAAUCCACUGGGACUCCAUUACCCAUGUGAACACCUCUCUUGACUUUGUUGAGAUGAAACUGCGAAAACCCAGCCCCUAGUCAUUAUCUUGGCUUCCGGUUAAUAACCCCCUGGACAUUCCUGACCCCCCUCCCCUUCUUUAAUCUACACAGACAUUAAGCCACUUUACAACAAAAUUCCAGAAAGGCCUAUAUAAGAAAAACAUAAAUUUAACGAUUCUACAACUUUAAGUAGAUCAGACUCGCACAUGAUAAAAAAUCAUAUAAAGAAAACACCUUAAAUAUAACAUAGCCUAAUGUAAAGUAGUAUAAGUAAAAGGCUAGAAACACAGUGUAACAUAUUGUUUAACAAUGUAAAUAUGUUAACAUUAUGUUUCGUUAAAUAACCUUAAUUGGGGAAUAAGGGUAAUGUCUGGGGUUAUAUAACCAGGUCGGAAAAGAUUUUGUUGACUUGAGUUUGUUUCCCAUGUUUUUGAAAUCAAUAAAAGCUGAUCA
Molecule: messenger RNA, 1042 nt
Organism: Physella acuta
Lineage: Eukaryota; Metazoa; Mollusca; Gastropoda; Physidae
Product: ficolin-1
Source: RefSeq, a predicted model, not a curated record